AUUAAAAAUAAUGCGCAAAAGCAAUUUAUUAAAAUCAUUGUUCAACAAACAAAUUAGAUAGUUUGCAUCAGAGAAGUUUGUGACAUUUAAUUAUAAAGACCCUUUAAACUUGGAAAGUUAAUUAACAAGUGAGGAAAAGUUGGUAAAGAAUUUAGUAAUUUUUAAAAGAUUAGAGAUUAAGCAUCAAAUUAUGCAUAAUCAUAAUUAUAACCAAGAAUCAGAGAGGCUUUCAGUAAGGAGCACUUUGAUCCAGAAAUAUAUAAAGAGAUGGGAAAAUUAGGAUUUUUAGGAUGUACAAUUUCAGAAUAUGACCUUUCUGGAGUUUCUUAUACAGCAUAUGGUUUGAUAAAUAAAGAAAUUGAACGUGUAGAUUCUGGAUACAGAUCUGCUUUAUCAGUAUAAAGUUCUUUGGUGAUACAUCCAAUCUAUUAAUUUGGAUCAAAAGAAUUGAAAGAUAAAUACAUUCCUAAAUUAGCUAGUGGUGAAUAUGUAGGUGCUUUUGGUUUGACAGAACCUGAUCAUGGUAUCAUAUAUAGAUAAUAUAAAAAUAUAGGUUCUGAUCCUGGGUCAAUGAAAUCUCAUGCUAAGAAAAAAGACAAUUAUUAUAUAUUGAAUGGUACUAAGAGUUGGAUUACAAAUUCUCCAAUAGCUGAUGUAUUUGUAGUUUGGGCAAAAGAUGAAAAAGGUGACAUAAGAGGAUUUGUAUUAGAAAAAGGAAUGAAAGGUCUUUCUACUCCAAAAAUAGAGGGAAAAUUAUCUUUAAGAUCUUCUAUAACAGGAUAGAUUAUAAUGGAUAAUGUUAAAGUGCCAUAAGAAAAUAUGUUUACUACUGUAAAAGGUUUAAAAGGUCCUUUUUCAUGUUUGAACAAUGCAAGAUUUGGAAUUGCUUGGGGAACUUUAGGAGCUGCUGAAUUUUGUUUUCAUCAUACUCGUUAAUAUGCUUUAGAUAGAAAACAAUUUGAUGCUAAUUUAGCAUCUUUCUAAUUGAUUUAAAAGAAAUUUGCUGAAAUGGUUACUGAUAUUGCAUUAGCUUAAUAAGCAGUAUUAUAAGUGAGUAGACUUAAAGAAAGUGAUCAAUUAGCUACAGAAUAGGUUUCAUUAAUUAAAAGAAAUUCAUGUGGUAAUUAUAAAUAACUUAAUUUAUUAGCAAUUGCAUUAAAGAUUGCUCGAGAAUGUAGAGAUAUUAUGGGUGGAAAUGGAAUCAGUGAUGAAUAUCAAGUGAUAAGACAUAUGGUUAAUCUUGAGACAGUUAAUACUUAUGAAGGAGCAUCAGAUAUCCAUGCUCUUAUUUUAGCAAGAGCAAUAACAGGAAUUUAGGCUUUUAGUAGAGCAUUGUGAGUAGU
Messenger RNA from Paramecium sonneborni, 1343 nucleotides. NCBI's taxonomy places the organism in Eukaryota, Ciliophora, Oligohymenophorea, Peniculida, Parameciidae. The record is from the annotation of a GenBank genome assembly.